This is a messenger RNA of Plasmodium malariae, 438 nucleotides long. Its product is annotated as conserved Plasmodium protein, unknown function. The record is from RefSeq and is a predicted model, not a curated record. The coding region runs from base 1 to 438 and encodes 145 amino acids. NCBI's taxonomy places the organism in Eukaryota, Apicomplexa, Aconoidasida, Haemosporida, Plasmodiidae. The transcript is spliced from 3 exons.
AUGGCGUUUAUGUUUAAGCGAGAAGGCUGUUACAGCAAAAACAGACUAAGCGAAUUAUUUAGAAAAAAUAAAAGCUUUGUCAAUCAGCUGAUGUACGAUUUAACGUCAUUUCAUUACGAAAAUUAUAUGAAAAAGAAAAUUCACAAAAAUAUUAUGAACAAUUACAAUAAUAUUGAAAAAAUACAGUCGAUGCUAAAUUUAAUAAACGGUGAUAAAGAAAAUGCUUUUAAAAUUAAAACAGGCCACUUUUACUUUCGCAGUGGGGUUUCAGUUAUAACUCCACAUAUACAUCAAACCAACGAAUUUGCCGAGAAUAAUAAUUACAUGUACAAUUUUAAAAACAUUAAAAAAAAGUACUUGAAAGAAGUGUACGAUUCGUAUAAGCACAAAAUUGGUGGAACAGAUCCGUCCGUUCCUGUUUUUUACAAGCAUAAGUAG